Molecule: messenger RNA, 2215 nt
Organism: Erigeron canadensis
Lineage: Eukaryota; Viridiplantae; Streptophyta; Magnoliopsida; Asterales; Asteraceae
Product: bifunctional riboflavin biosynthesis protein RIBA 1, chloroplastic
Exons: 7
Coding region: 197-1858 (553 amino acids)
Biological process (GO): riboflavin biosynthetic process
Cellular component (GO): chloroplast
Molecular function (GO): 3,4-dihydroxy-2-butanone-4-phosphate synthase activity; GTP cyclohydrolase II activity
Source: RefSeq, a predicted model, not a curated record
CACGAACCCCAUACCUUCCUCCCCUCCCUCCCCCUUCCAAGUUGUUUCAUCACCAACUAUCUAUCCUCCAUUAUAUUACACACCACACCAUACGCUCUUUUCUUAAUCAAAUCAAAAUCAAAAAUCCAAAUCAAAGUCCCCUUCUUUUUCUUCAAUCCCAUUUCAAGAUUUCAAUAUCAAUAAAAUUAAUUAAUUGAUGGCUUCCAUUAACAUGUCUUCUUCUUCUUCUUCACCGUCCACAUCUCUACUUCGCUCAAAGAUGAUCACAAGUUCCAACUCGUAUAGCGGUCUUCACUUCAUAAAUCUUUUUCCGUCCAAUGGGCAUACAUCAGAGUCAUUUCUCCAGCUUGGUACUAGAGCAUGCUCCAAAAGUAAAGGUGUCAGAGCUUCAUUAUCUCCUAUAGAUGGCGGAUUUCCCGUUAAUCAGAAAAGGAUUAAUGGUGUAGAGAAAAAUGGCAUUAGUGUGUCUUCUGGAAUUGUGAUACAGCCUGAUUCGAUAUCGUUGGGUACACUAGCAGCCGAAAUCACUCCUAGCAUGAACGGGUUUUCUACUGUUGCCGGUGAAUAUGAUUUAGAUCAGCCCACUGCAGGAUUCUCAUCAAUUCCAGAGGCAAUUGAAGAUAUACGCCAAGGAAAGAUGGUAGUGGUUGUUGAUGAUGAAGAUAGAGAAAAUGAAGGAGAUCUGAUAAUGGCAGCAUCUUGUGUUACACCAGAGGCUAUGGCUUUUAUUGUUAAGCAUGGAACCGGAAUUGUUUGUGUAAGCAUGAAAGGUGAAGACUUAGAUAGGUUGGAGCUUCCUUUAAUGGUAAACCAUAAAGAUAAUGAGGAAAAGCUCUCUACAGCCUUCACAGUUUCAGUGGAUGCAAAACAUGGUACUACUACUGGAGUGUCAGCGCGCGAUCGGGCGGUAACUAUAAAAGCUCUAGCUUCAAAAGAUUCUCAACCUGGAGAUUUCAACCGUCCGGGCCACAUAUUUCCUUUGAAAUACAGGGAGGGUGGUGUGCUUAAAAGAGCUGGUCAUACUGAAGCUUCCGUUGAUCUAGCCAUAUUAGCUGGGUUUGACCCUGUAGCUGUUUUAUGUGAGAUUGUGGAUGAUGAUGGUUCCAUGGCUAGAUUGCCAAAGCUCCGGGAAUUUGUCAAAAGGGAGAACUUAAAGAUUAUAUCUAUUGCUGAUUUAAUCAGGUAUAGAAGGAAGACGGAUAAACUAGUUGACCGUGCUUCUGCUGCACGUAUACCUACUACAUGGGGACCAUUUGUUGCCUAUUGUUACAGAUCAAUCUUAGACGGAAUCGAACAUAUCGCAAUGGUCAAGGGUGAGAUUGGUGACGGGGAGGAUAUUCUUGUUAGGGUACAUUCCGAAUGCUUAACAGGAGAUAUAUUCGGGUCUGCUAGAUGUGAUUGUGGGAAUCAAUUGGCACUUGCAAUGCAACAAAUUGAAGAGGCUGGCAGGGGAGUAUUGGUUUAUCUCAGAGGUCACGAGGGAAGGGGUAUUGGGUUGGGUCACAAGCUUCGUGCUUAUAACCUGCAAGAUGAUGGUCGUGAUACUGUCGAAGCCAAUGAGGAACUUGGGUUGCCUGUGGAUUCCAGAGAGUAUGGUAUUGGUGCACAGAUUUUAAGAGAUUUGGGAGUUAGAAGAAUGAAGCUAAUGACAAACAAUCCUGCUAAGUACAUUGGGCUCAAAGGCUAUGGUUUGGAGGUGGCAGGCAGGGUUCCCCUUCUGACUCUCAUCACAAAGGACAACAAAAGAUAUCUUGAGACCAAACGAGCCAAAAUGGGUCAUGUUUAUGGCUCUGCCAACAGCGGUGUCCCAAACCUUAUCACUCAAAACGAAAAACCAACACAAGAUGCAAAUGAAUAAGUUUGAGGUUCAUCUAUUGACUCACAUUCUUUACUUACCCAGAUCGGAGAAAGUCAUAUAGGACCUAAAGCGAACUCUAAAAAUGUAUGAUAAAGAGAUUCGAAAACAGGUGGAUUCAUUCUUUGAAACAGAUUCAAACAUGAUUUUGUAAUACUUGAUAGCGGAUGUAAAGAUGUUGCAAUUUUCGUUUACGUGUGACGUUAACUUUAAUAGAGAGGACAUGUGUCUGCUUAUCCAAAAUGUGCCUGUUUAGCAACAUUGUGAUAGGAAUGUAUAAAAGUAAGCCAUAGAUUAAACAUGUCAUGAAUCAUGAUCGAUGUAAUCUGAACACGAUUAUUUGACGACUUCAUUUUCUCA